This is a messenger RNA of Lycium ferocissimum, 3613 nucleotides long. Its product is annotated as putative disease resistance protein RGA3. Bases 169 to 3444 code for a protein of 1091 amino acids. Gene Ontology annotation, biological process: defense response to other organism. Gene Ontology annotation, molecular function: ADP binding. Lineage: Eukaryota; Viridiplantae; Streptophyta; Magnoliopsida; Solanales; Solanaceae. The record is from RefSeq and is a predicted model, not a curated record. The transcript has 2 exons.
UCCAUUUUUAGUUAACAGUGAUACACCCUACUUCUGAGGAAGAGACUUCCAAGUCAAAGGUCUUCGUCAACCCUUCAUAAUUGUGUGAAGUAAAGGCAAUUUCUACAUUUUACAACACCAAAAAAUUGUUCAUCUUCAAAUCAUAUACUCCGUACUUACCUUUUGAUCAUGGCUGAAAUUCUAUACGAGCUUGCUGCUGAAAUCUUGAAAAACUUGGGUUCCCUUGCAGCUCAACGAGUAGGAUCAUCAUUUGGGGGACGAAAUAAUGAGCUUCACAAGCUUUCUACUACAGUUUCUUCAAUCCAAGCUGUACUCACUGAUGCAGAGGAGCACCAGGGGAGUAGCCACCAGGACUGGAUAAGGAGGCUUAAAAAAGUUUUCUAUGAGGCUGAUGAUCUCUUGGAUGACUUCGCCACUGAAGUUACGCAUCGAAAACUGGUGAAUAAGGGGAAGAUCUUCUUCUCAAAAUCAAAUCCUCUGCUUUAUAAUCUUAAGAUAAGUUAUCGUUUCAAGGAAAUUCGAGAAACUCUAGAUCUAAUUGCAAAAGAUAUGGCCUCCUUAAACCCAGUUGAAGGGAGGCGACCUUUGCUUCCGAGGCCUAAUUCAGUUCAAUUGAAUUUGGAUAGAGAGACUUAUUCAUUUGUGCCUGAUGGAGAAGUGAUUGGAAGGAAUGAUGAUAAAAAGGAAAUUGUGGAAUUUCUUUUGGAUUCUGAGGUUGCAGAGAAUGUUGUUGUUAUAUCAAUAGUUGGCCUUGGAGGACUAGGAAAGACCACUCUUGCACAAUGGGUGUAUAAUGAUGAAAUGGUUAAGAAAAAUUUCGAUAAAAGAUUGUGGGUUUGUGUUUCAGAUGUUUUUGAAGUGAAAAUGAUUGCAGAAAAAAUCGUCGAAUCUGCAGGAGGGAAGAAGGCUAAUUACCUUCAACUAGAUGCAGUACAAAACGAGCUUCGAGAAAUGCUUGAUGGGAAGAAGUAUCUGCUGGUGCUCGAUGAUGUGUGGAAUGAAGAUGCCUUAAAAUGGUCGAGAUUGAAGAAUAUGUUGAUCGGUGGAGCCCAGGGAAGUAAGAUUUUAGUGACUACCCGUUCAGACGUGGUGGCGGAAGUUUCAGGAAGUAUUCGCCAACAUAAAUUAGGGGACCUCUCAAAGGAAGAGGCAUGGACAUUGUUUGAAAAAAUGGCAUUUGAAUGUAACAAAGAGAGCGAAAAUUCGAAUUUGGUGGAAAUAGGAAAGGAAAUUGUGAGGAAGUGUGGAGGAGUUCCUCUUGCAAUAAGGUCAGUAGGAAGCCUACUACAUCUCAAAAGAACAGAGGGCGAGUGGAUAUAUUUCAAGAAUCAAGAUUUGUCAAGAAUCACACGAGAAGGCAACGAUGUAAUGGCCAUUUUGAGAUUGAGCUAUAGUUACCUUCCUCAGCAUUUAAAGAUAUGCUUUGCAUAUUGCUCCCUCUUUCCAAAUGAUUUCAAAAUUCAUAGAUUUGACUUGAUUGAUAUGUGGAUUGCUCAAGGCUUUAUUCAAUCAACUACUAACAACAGAGAUAAUGUGGAAGAUGUUGCAAAUUCCUAUUUCAUGGAUUUGUUAAGAAGGUCAUUCUUUCAAGAAAGUGAAGAACAUGAAUCGUUUCCACACUUUUACAAAAUGCACGAUCUUAUUCAUGAUCUCGCGAAAGAAGUUGCAGAUAGGGAGUUCAUCAGUAUCAAAAAAAACGAAGAUACAGAAGUUGUACCAGAACAAACUCUCCACGUUUCUUGUUUAUUCCUGAUUGAUGAUUCAUCGGUAUUUCCCAGUCCCUUCUACAGGAAGCAUAUGAAGUUGCGGACAUUUAUUUACCUAAAUGACUAUAUAUAUGGUUUCAUGUGCAAUUCAACUUUGGGGAGAAUGAUUUCAAGUUUUGAACGUUUGCGUGUUCUACAUCUAUGUCACCUGCAGAUAGAACUUCUGCCUCAAUCAUUAGGUGGACUGAAGCAUCUAAGAUAUCUUGCUAUUUCUUCUGAAAGAGUUGUUACUUUACCAAAUUCCAUCACAAAAUUGCAUAAUCUACAAGUUCUAAAAUUGGUUAAUUGCAGUGAACUCAAAAAGUUGCCAAGAGAUAUUUGGAGAUUGGUGAGCCUUCGACGUUUGGUAUGUCAAGGGUGUCUCUCAUUAACCCAUAUUCCACCAGGACUUUGGCAUUUAGCAAGUCUCAUGCAUUUGGAUUUUGAUUGUUGCUUAUCCCUGGAAGAUAUGCCACCUGGAAUUGGCCAAUUGACGUCUCUACGGACAUUGACAAGUUUUAUUGUAGGCAAAGAAAGUUGCAUAUCUGGUCUGGCAAGUGACAAGUUGAAUGAACUAAAAGGCCUUGUUGAUCUUAGAAAUAGAUUAGAAAUAAAGUUCAUGGGACGAAUAUCUGCAAUUGGAGAAAGAAUGCCCACCGAUGUAGUGAAAAGAAUGAAACAUCUUCGACAGCUGUGUGUAGAGUUCAAAUAUGGAAAUCGUGAGGAUGAUACUGGAGCUGAUCUGAUAAUGUUGGCGGCCCUGCAGCCGCACCAAAACAUUGAAAGCUUGCAAAUAGAAAAGUACGGUGGGUCAAGGUUUCCAAGUUGGUUGAUGGUUGAGAAUCUUGGUUUUUUGCUACCUAAGCUUGUUAACCUAAAUAUAAGAUGGUGUCAUAAAUGCCAAAAACUUCCACCACUAUGGAAACUGCCUUCUCUCCGAAGUCUUGUACUAUGGAGUCUUGGCUUUGUGGAGAACAUAGAUGGACUUGAAGGUGAUGAUGAUAAACUCAUGCUACCAUCAAAUACUCCUACAUAUGAACUCUACUUCGCUUCCCUAAAACAUCUUGAAUUGGGGAAAAUAAGUGAGAAGAUAUUGAAGCAAAUUCUUUGCCCACCUCAUCAUCAUUCUCCUCUUCACGAUUUAAAUAAUUUGACUCUACAUUCUAUUGAGGGCCUAGCAACUAUGCCAGAGGAUGUGUUCAAGAGUCUCGCGUCACUCCAAUCCUUGUCUAUUCGAAACUGCAGAAAUCUCGUCUCUCUAUCCACAUGUCUAACUCAUCUCACUUCGCUUGAGUUUCUAUGUAUAGAUGAUUGCCCUCUACUUGACUUGUCCAUCGAAGAAGCAAUGCGAUUUGAAGUCCCGGGGAAUUUAUCAACUUUCAGCGUUUUCAGGCUUGACAAGCUAACAUCGCUUCCACUUUGGCUCCAACAUUUCUCGGGUACUUUGAAAUUAAUAGACAUUUGGGAAUGUCCUAAUUUCACGACAAUUCCAGAAUGGAUAGGCGACCUCAUUGCCCUUAAUUCAUUGAUGAUUAAUGGUUCCCCUAUGUUGACAUCCUUUCCAGAAGGCAUGCGAUCUCUGGCGGCAUUGCAAAUGCUAAUUAUUAGCAGAUGUUCAUCAGGCCUGAAGCGAAGAUGCCAGAAGGAAGUAGGGGAGGACUGGCCUAAGAUUGCUCACAUCCCAAGAGUUUACAUAUAAGUGAUAAAAGAUUGAUAACCUGGUGCAAGUAGAGGUAAUUAUCCUUUUACAGCCUGUUUGAAUUGUUGUUUCUAGUCGUUUCAUAAUGCAUUGUUAUAUACCGAAUUAUGUUGUGUUGUUGAAUCAAUGUUUGGAUUGAAAGAUGAGGAGUAAAUAUUUCAAAAGGUCA